This is a messenger RNA of Drosophila novamexicana, 4944 nucleotides long. RefSeq names its product ubiquitin carboxyl-terminal hydrolase 43 (gene Usp15-31). The transcript is spliced from 7 exons. The record is from RefSeq and is a predicted model, not a curated record. NCBI's taxonomy places the organism in Eukaryota, Metazoa, Arthropoda, Insecta, Diptera, Drosophilidae. Gene Ontology annotation, molecular function: cysteine-type deubiquitinase activity. Gene Ontology annotation, biological process: protein deubiquitination. Bases 310 to 4305 code for a protein of 1331 amino acids.
CGCGGAGAGCACACUUCUUCAAUUUUCUGCGAAAAAAUUCAAUCAAAGCUCAGUAAUAAGCGGUAAUAUACAGGGAAAAUAUUCGGCUAGCGUUUAUAGUUUAGUUUAUUGCAAACACGCGCAUAUUGUUUGUACACAACACAGUGCAGACAAGCAAGCGAAGCCAACGAAAAAAUAUCGGGGAAUAAAGUGCGCUAAAAAAAAAAGUGAAAUCUAAUGCUAAAAGUCAAUUUCUUAUAGUCGCAAACGUGAUUCAAUAAAUAACCAACAGGGCAAUUAAUUUAUGUGACGAAUUGUGGAAAAUCGAGAAUGGGAACGAAAGUGCAACAAAACGACGACGCUGCCGCCGCAGCGCCAGCGGCAGAAGCGGCCGCCACCCACAGCAACGCCAACGCCAACGCUAGAGCCACAACAACAACAACAGCAAGAGCAGUAGAAGCAGAGGCCGAGGCAGCAACAACAGCAAGCGCAACAACAACACCAACGCAAACAACAACGGAGCUAAAGUCACAAACGCUGCCCACACAUAGCGCAGCGCCGACGCAAGUGUUAAUCAUUCCUGCCGCCCAGGCUUCCACGAUGGCCACAAAUGCCGCCAAAAAGAUACGACGCGCCUUCUCCAUGCCACGCAAUCCGUUUCGCUGGUCGCGCAAAUUCAAGACGAUUGCUGCCACAGCCGGCACAGCUGCCGAUGGCAGCAGCGUUAACGUCGGCAGCGCCAGCAAUACCGCGAUUUCGUCCUGUGUGAGCGGCGGUCGCGGACGCAGCGGCAGCAUUGUCUCGCUCAGCAGCUACGGGGCGGCCUCUGACACGCCCAUCGGCAAGGACAAGCCAAAUAGGGCGGCGACCAUUGCAGUCACCAAUAACAACAACAACAACAACAACAACAGCGGCAGCAGCAGCAACAACAACAACAACAGUAAACGUGCGAGCGGGCAACAAGCACGUGUGAUGCGCCGCUCUUCCUUCAGGAAAUUUCUCAAUCGCAUCGCGCAGCAUUUAAGCGCAACGGUGAAUGUUGGGUCGCCCGAGAACAACACGGCGCAACAUCGCACAACUUUCAUAGAAAUUGUGCCAUUCUACACCGGAUGCUGGCGACGAAAAGAGGCGAAUAAACAUGGCCAAGCGAGCAUGGGAAAUGGGAGUGCGAAUGGGGGCACGGAACGUGUGCCGCCCAUUGGUGGCUAUCAAUGGCCCGCGGAUCAGACGCCCGGCGUGAUGGGGCUAAAGAAUCAUGGCAACACCUGCUUCAUGAACGCGGUGCUCCAAUGCCUCAGCCACACGGACAUCCUAGCCGAGUACUUUGUGCUGGAUCAGUACAAGGCGGAUCUGAAGCGCCGCAACAAGAUCAACUCGCGCAAAUUUGGCACCAAGGGCGAACUAACCGAGCAACUGGCCAAUGUGCUGAAGGCCCUGUGGACCUGCCGCAACGAGAGCGAUCACAGCACCAGCUUCAAGGCGGUCGUCGAUCGCUAUGGCACACAAUUCCGGAGCUCGACGCAGCACGAUGCGCAGGAGUUUCUGUUCUGGCUGUUGGACAAGGUGCACGAGGAUCUGAAUACCGCGAGCAAACGGCGCUACAAGAGCAUCAAGAACUCGUACGGGCGCUCCGAUGAGAUAAUUGCCGCCGAGACCCUGGCGAAUCAUAUACGCUGCAACAAUAGCUUUGUACAGGCCGUGUUUCAGGCACAGUUUCGCUCCUCGCUGACGUGUCCGCGCUGCCAGAAGCAGUCCAAUACCUUCGAUCCGUUCCACUGCAUAUCCGUGCAGCUGCCGCAGCUCACCCAGGUGACCAUCUUUGUGACUGUGGUCUUCAUGAAGCAACAGCCGCGCCAGCUCAAGAUGGGCUUGCGUGUCCCGGCCGGCUCGCCCAUUGUUGCGCUGCGCGAGCAGCUUCAAGAGACGGGCAUUGCCCCCGACCGCAUGGUGCUGGUGGAUCUCAGCUCGGAGGGAUUCACACGUGUUUUCUACGACACUCAGCCCGUAGAGACGCUGAGCAGCGUGGAGAACAUCUACUGCAUUGAGGUGCCCGAAGUGAGUCCAUCGCCAAAGGCCUCCUUGGAUGUAGCGCCUGCGGAUGCCGCCGAGAAGCCGGCAGCUGCGUCACAUUCCACGGAUCUGCUGUUGCUCGUGGCCAAUGUUCACAGGACGACGGCGGGAACGGGAGCGGGCGAAGCUGAUGCCAAGGACGUCUGCGCGCGCUUUGGUGCACCCUUCAGCAUGAAGGCGCCCAGGGAUUGCAGCUACCAGGAGCUGCAGAAGCGCAUGCUGCGCGAGAUGUCCGCACUCCUCAAGCCGGAGGUCUUUUCCUAUGCAACGCCGUUGACGGAUAUGUUUAAGAUACGUCUCCAGGAUCCCUCCGCCGAUCCGGAUACGUAUUUGGAGCAGGUGGAGCAUCCGCUGCUCACCGAAAUGAUCGAUAUGGCGCUCUCGGUGCUCUCUUCAGAGGCGGGACCCACACACAUUAAGCUGCUGCUGGAGUGGAGCGCGCCCGAGACGCAUUUCGUUCAGCUUCAAUCGGAUGCAGAUGCCAUCGUGGAGCACGAGAGUGUGGCGCGCUUGAGCGCCAGCAAACCCAACGAUACCGCCACCCUGACGCUGGAGCAAUGUCUGGAACAUUAUACCAAAGCGGAGACGCUCAGUGCGGAGGAUGCCUGGCGCUGUCCGCAUUGCCAGCAGUAUUUGCCCGUGGUCAAGACCCUGGGCCUCUGGUCGCUACCCGACAUUUUGGUUGUGCACUUCAAGCGGUUCCGCCAGCACCAGGCCAAGGGACCGCAGGCGGCCAAACUGACCACCAUGGUCAAGUUUCCGCUCACCGCAUUCGACAUGUCGCCGCAUUUGGCGCGCGGCGUGCGCGAGUGCAACGGCGGCAACGGCCUGGGUCAUGCCAUGGAGCAGUCCAAUAAGAAGUCACGCGCUGGCGACUCACGCUCCUCGACGUUGAAUUCCCGCACGGAGCCCAAGGAUACGCGCUAUGAUCUGUAUGCGGUCUGCUAUCACCAGGGCGAUACGCUGGAAACGGGCCACUAUACGGCAGCCUGCAAGAAUCCAUACGAUCGCCGGUGGUACAAGUUUGACGAUCAGCGCGUGAGCAAAGUGCCCGAGGUUGACAUCGAGCAGGACAUCAUCAACAAUGAGGCCUAUAUGCUCUUCUAUCAGCGACGCAGCGUCGAUCCAGCCGCCGAGUGUUCCGGCUCCAGUUCCAAUUCGGGCGAUCAUUGGGUCUCGCGCAUUGCACCACCUACAGCAACUGUUGCCAAGGAGAAGGACCUAGCGACCACGACCACGGAAGCGCCAGAACCGGUUCCAGUCGUAGCUGAGAAGUCAACCGUGCCCAAAGCUGUGGCUCUGCCCAUUCCCAUACCCAUUGCUGCUUGCGAAAUCGAAGAGGAGCCUGAGGUUGUUGCUGCAGCAGAUACGAAGUCCGCCUCGGCUCACGACCUGCUGAACAUUGAGGCAUUAGCUUUUGCCGAUGCAGAUUCCGAGAUGGAGUCGGCUCCGCCGGCUGAGUUAAAGGCUGAGCCCGCUGCGCCUUUAUCCACGACUCCAACGCCACAGCCGUUGCCUGAACCCGCCAACGCUGCCGUAGAAGAAGCUGAUGCCGCGCAAAUCUUUGCCAUGGACGAAGACUGCCCUGAAAAGCAGCGUGAGGCAGCUGCUGCACGCGAAACCGCGCCCACCUUGGCGGCCACUGAGCCAGCCAGCGAAGCACCAACGCCUGUGGAGCCCACAACCAAUGGCCAUGCGGCCAGUUCGGGCACAUCCUCAGCAUCCAGUUCGGCUUCAUCCGUAAGCUCGCUCUCACCACGCUCCCUGAACACCUCCGUAACGGCGGCUACCACGCUGCAGAGCAAGUUCAAUGGCCACAUGACGCUGCUCAACGGCAAUGCGACGCCGCAGUUGUCUUCCAGCCUGCAGCUGUCGCGACAUGCGCUGCACAACCACCACUGCAACCACAAUUGGCACGGCUCACGCAGCAGCGUCUCGGCCAUCGAGAGUGUCACACAGCAACAGCAGCAGCAGCAGCAACAACAGCAGCAGGCGGCGGCGGCUAGCCUGAGUCUGCGGCACUCCUUCUCCACCAGCUCCAAUUAUAAGUUGCGCGACUGCAGCGAGACAUUAUCUUCGCUGCUGCGCAACUCGGCCAACACGUGCAGCAAGGACACGCUCCUCUUCAUUGAUCAGCAGAGCCAUCAUCACACGAGCGGCUUGAUCGAGGACGAUGACGAUACGUACAUGGGUCGCUCCUUGUGGAUAUCGCCCGUUACGCCACAUAAGUUAAUUACCGUCUCACCCAAGAAUUAAUGACGAUAUUGUUAAUUGAUUUGGAUACGGACUCACACACACACAAACGCACUAUAGCCAUAAGCCUAAAGUUUACUUUAUACUAAAUAUUUCGAUCGAUGAAGUUAUAUAUAUAUACAUAUAUAUACAUAUUAUUAUAAGCUAAAAGAUGUUAUACACAACGUUUACUUUAACAAUUUGCGAUUUACAAACAUAUAUACAUACUCGUAUGUAUAAUUAUAUAUAUACAUAUACAUAUACAUUUAUAUAAACAGUUAGUUAAGCUAUUUAAGUGCAAAAGUUGAGACGAUUUUCUUUUAAUUUCAUUUUAAGUUAACUUAUUGAAGAAUAGAGAAUUUUCUUGAAACGAUUGACAUUGCAUUAUAUAUAUAUAUAAUAUUAUUUAUUUAGCAUAAUAUGAAAGUACAAUAUGAUUUGAUUUUGAUUUCUCUUCAUGCAAUAAUUUUAUUAUUUCUUUGAUAUAUGAACCUAAUUUAACGCAGAAAGUGCAUGGCAUAUAUAAGAAGAGGAAAUUCAUUAGUUUUUUGUAACGAAACCAAGUUUCAAGCUGAGUAUUCCAUAUGCAUACGGCUUGUGUGUAUAUGUGUGUAUAUUUUCAUUUCAAUUACUACGUCUAGUAUUCGCAUUUUAAUAUUUACA